This is a messenger RNA of Blepharisma stoltei, 1621 nucleotides long. Lineage: Eukaryota; Ciliophora; Heterotrichea; Heterotrichida; Blepharismidae. The record is from the annotation of a GenBank genome assembly.
AUGAGAAGUAAAAGAAACUCAUCCAUGCAUGAUUUAGAAGUCGAUUUAAUGCCAGCCCAUCUCACAGCAAGAGAUAGCCCUCAUAUAAGCUCUAUCGCCCACAAGGAAACGCUUCUUUUUGACUCGAUUCGGCGAUCCUCUUUAAACCCAUCUGCAGAAAAAACGAUAAAGCAUGCUAGACACAAUUCAAUGAAAAUUUUACAGUCUCCAAGCGGUUCUAAUUGAGGAUCUGUUGAUAAUAAGACUUAUAAACCAACUCAUGUAAGAUCAGGGAGCGACUUAUCAUAUUUAAUAAUCCCCACUCGAUCCUCAGUGCCAUCGUCCCCUACUAGCUAUAAACUGGGACCUGGAUACUAUAACGUAUCAUUAAGCACUCUAGCAGGCCCUUCUUUCCAAUUUUCUACACUGUCAAGAUUUUCUAAUAAAGAUGCAUAUUUAUAUCUUCCAGCUAUAAAUAAGCAGCCGCCUAACGAAGCUACAAGAAAAGAAAAAUUCAAAGAAAUUAUUAGAGACAACAAAAACAUGUACAAAUAUAUCCCUGAAAAUCGGAUAAAAACUAUACAAGAAAGAGCAGUUGCUGAAUCAACAAGAAUAGUUGAAGCUAUACACAAAAAACAAGACAUUUUACUUACAAAAAAAUUAGAAAAAAUUUUAAAUUUUGAAAGCAAACAGCGAAGAUUUGAAUUUAAGCUAAAACGAGACGAAGUGACCAAGAUUUACAAAUCUUGAAUAGCCUUAAAUGUUGUCUUUGGUUGGGCUGCUGAUGCUAAUGUGAAAUAUUUGCACCGAAAAGAUUUACAUGAGAGAUCUCAAGGAGUCUUAAAGCAGCUAAUGAUCCUUUGUCUGGCAGUCGGGAAGUUCAAGAGGCUUCAUAAAAGAGUUAAAGUGAUACAAGCUAUCAGGACAUUUAGAAGAAUGAAGGCUCCUGCAGUAAAAUGGGUCAAAAAUAUCAAAAAUCAUCAUCGAUCAAGGAUAUGUGAGCUUGCCGAAAGAGCGCUGUCUAAAGACGUCAUGUUUAAUCUGAUGGCAGCUUUUAUCAGGACAGUCAUUUUUAUUCAGAGAACUAUGAGAUGCAUUGUAAAGCAGAGACAGCAAGGACUUAUGAUCAAACACUUAUUAUGGAAUAAAGUGGAGUAUAGAAUGUAUGUUGAGCACUGUGUGAAAAAGCAUACAUUGCCGAAGUCUGAACUUGAUAAAAGAAUCAGUUUCCAAGCAAUUCAAGGCCGUUCUUCUAUACCAGUUCCUGUAAAGGAAUUUGUAAUUAUUCAAUUUUGAACUAAAUUAAGCCAUAAAUUAUUUUUAAUGUAUGGCAUGAUUUUUUUUAACUUAUAAUUUGGCAUAGAAUAAACAAAAUUUAAAGCUGAGAAGAGACGCUUAUAUGGAGUCAUUAAAAAACUAUAAAAAAACAUGCCAACAGCUAAAGGAAAACUAUGAAAAAACUCGUUAUAAAAGAGAAGCAGAUGCAGCACUUUAUAGCCGAAAAGUUGAAGAAUUGCAGUUGCCAUCAAAACCACAACCGAGUUAUGUAUUUUCUGAGCAAGAUUUUAGAAAAAUGAUCAAUGAAACUGAGCAGAAAAGAGGUGAGUGGGAUGAAAUAAUAAAAAAAACACAGAAUAAAUAA